Messenger RNA from Brachypodium distachyon (stiff brome), 852 nucleotides. RefSeq names its product 5'-3' exoribonuclease 3. The record is from RefSeq and is a predicted model, not a curated record. Gene Ontology annotation, cellular component: nucleus. NCBI's taxonomy places the organism in Eukaryota, Viridiplantae, Streptophyta, Magnoliopsida, Poales, Poaceae. Gene Ontology annotation, molecular function: 5'-3' RNA exonuclease activity; RNA binding. The transcript has 7 exons. Gene Ontology annotation, biological process: nuclear-transcribed mRNA catabolic process. Bases 1 to 852 code for a protein of 283 amino acids.
AUGGCAUUGGCGGGAGUGCCGUCCUUCUACCGGUGGCUGGUGGAGAAGUACCCCGCCAUCGUCGCCCCCGCUCCCCCCGCCAUUGACGACGACCAAGAACUCGAAGAUGCCGCCGCCGGGGUGUGGCACGACAACCUGUACCUGGACAUGAACGGGAUCAUCCACCCCUGCUUCCACCCGGAGGACCCGUCAUCAUCUUCCCCGGCUCCGGCCACCUUCGACGACGUCUUCCGGGCCAUCUUCGCCUACACCGACCACCUACUCCGCAUCGCCAGGCCCCGGAAACUCCUCUACCUCGCCCUUGACGGCGUGGCACCUCGCGCCAAGAUGAACCAGCAGCGGGCCAGGCGGUUCAAGUCCGCCAUUGCCGCCAAGGACGCCGAGGUGGAGGAGAAGCUCCUGAGGGAGAGGUUCAGGGCGGAGGGGAAGGAGCUGCUGCCACCACCGCCGGUGCCGGUCGACGCCGAGGCGCUGUUGGACCCGAACGUGAUCACGCCGGGGACGGAGUUCAUGGAGAAGCUCUCCGCCGCGCUCCAGUACUACGUCCGGGCACGCCUCAACGCCCACCCCCGCUGGAAGCACCUAAAGGUGAUACUAUCUGAUGCAAAUGUGCCUGGAGAAGGGGAGCACAAGAUCAUGUCCUUCAUCCGCGCACAGCGCAGCUCCCAAGGCUACGAUCCCAACACGCGCCACUGUCUCUAUGGGCUGGAUGCGGAUCUGAUCAUGCUUGCUUUGGCGUCUCACGAAGUCCAUUUCUCGAUUUUGCGAGAGACAGUACAUCUAAGCAUGGCCAGCCAAAAUGAACUAGCAUUGUUUGCUGUUGCAUCGGGGCUGAGAAUCCUCUUUCGCUAA